CAAAUUUAUGUAAAAAAUCAAUAUAUUUGAAAACAAUGUAUUUAUUUUUUUUUAACUUUCAGCCUUUGUGUGCGCAUGUUGGAUUGGUUUGACUACCAUGGACAUAUGUGUAUUGCAUUUCAAAUGUUGGGCCUUAGUGUUUUCGAUUUUCUAAAAGACAACAACUACCAUCCAUAUCCGUUAGAACAAGUAAGACAUAUUGGAUACCAAUUGUGUUUUUCUGUGAAAUUUCUGCACGAGAAUAACUUAACUCACACAGAUCUAAAGCCUGAAAACAUCUUAUUUGUAGAUGCCGAUUUUGAAACAACGAAUGUUUAUAGUAAUAAGAGAUUGCGUGAGGUGAAGAGAGUGAAGCGAACUGAUGUUAGGCUAAUUGAUUUUGGUAGUGCAACAUUUGAUCACGAACACCAUAGUACUAUUGUAUCAACAAGGCAUUAUCGUGCACCUGAAGUGAUAUUAGAAUUAGGUUGGUCGCAGCCAUGUGACGUAUGGUCAAUUGGCUGCAUUUUAUUUGAAUUAUAUCUCGGCGUAACAUUAUUUCAAACGCACGACAACCGAGAACAUUUGGCUAUGAUGCAAAGGAUUCUUGGCGAAAUACCCAUACGAAUGGCAAGAAAAACUAAGACAAAAUAUUUUCACCGAGGCAAAUUAGAUUGGGAUGAGAAAAGUUCGGCAGGUCGAUACGUUCGAAAUAAUUGUAAACCUCUAAUGAGGUAUAGACAAAGCGAAGAAAGCGACCAUAUGCAGUUGUUUAAUCUAAUCUUACGAAUGCUAGAAUAUGAACCUUUGCAGAGGAUUACUCUACGAGAAGCUCUUGCACAUCCAUUUUUCGAUAAAAUACCGGCGCAUCUUCGACUUGGAGAUCCACAAGGUUCGGUCGACAUUAGACGAGAACGUAGUCUUUCAAUUUCCCGAUGAAAGUGGUAGUACCAAGUUUUGUUAUCGCCUUAUUUAUUUGACUAAUUAAGACGUCCGAUUAUAUUCUUAGUUAAUGAAAUCUACGUGAAAAUAAUGCAAAUUUGCGAAUCUUGAUCGUGCGUGGGUAAAUUUUAUAUGCGCAAUUUCUUAUUUAUUAUGUCGUGAGAAUACGUUUGAAAGGACAUCACAAAUUAUGUUACCCAAGACUGCUUAGCGCAAGUUAAAAUUUGUAACACGAGAAUUAUAAAAAAUUCUUAAUUGUAUAAUAAUUUUCACAUCCUGUUGUAAAAUAUAAGUUGUAAAAAUAGAAGAAAUUCGUUAGAUUAUAAGAAUUUAGUUUUGUAUAA
Molecule: messenger RNA, 1265 nt
Organism: Photinus pyralis (common eastern firefly)
Lineage: Eukaryota; Metazoa; Arthropoda; Insecta; Coleoptera; Lampyridae
Product: serine/threonine-protein kinase Doa-like
Exons: 6
Coding region: 76-918 (280 amino acids)
Biological process (GO): protein phosphorylation
Cellular component (GO): nucleus
Molecular function (GO): ATP binding; protein kinase activity
Source: RefSeq, a predicted model, not a curated record